Messenger RNA from Bubalus bubalis (water buffalo), 695 nucleotides. Its product is annotated as GTPase HRas-like. Gene Ontology annotation, cellular component: plasma membrane. Bases 321 to 650 code for a protein of 109 amino acids. Gene Ontology annotation, molecular function: GTP binding; GDP binding; GTPase activity. Lineage: Eukaryota; Metazoa; Chordata; Mammalia; Artiodactyla; Bovidae. The record is from RefSeq and is a predicted model, not a curated record. The transcript has 3 exons. Gene Ontology annotation, biological process: Ras protein signal transduction.
AUCGCAUUAUGUUGGAUCUUUCCUCACGGCUUAUCGGCUCAGUAGUUGUGGCGUGGGGCUUAGUUUCUCCACAGCAAACCCCUGUCCCCUGCGUUGCAAGGCAGAUUCUUAACCACUAGACCACCAGGGAAGUCCCUGGGUCACCGUUCUUGCUGCUAUGCCUGGUUCAGAAGACAGGCCUGGCCCGGGCAGCCUGGCCCCAGGAGCUCAGUGGGCGUGCGAGUGGGGUCAGUGGGACGGGAAACCACAGUAGUGCCUGGUGUUGGGGUCCCUUGAGGAGUGAUGACGGAGGAUAAGCUCGUGGCGGUGGGCGCCAUGAUAUGAGGAAGAGUGCCCUGACCAUCCAGCUCAUUGAGAACCACCCCAUGGAGGACAACUCCACCAUGGAGGAAGGUUGGCUGUCUCUAAGUUCCUACUGGAAGCAAGUGGUCACCGAUGGGGAGACCUACCUACUGGACACAGCAGGCCAGGAGAGUCAGCAUCAUGGAGACCAGUACAUGAGCACCAGGGAGGGCUUUCCUCUGGGUGUUUGCAUCAACAAUACCGAGUCCUUCAAGGGCAUCCACCAGCCCUGGGAGCAGAUCAAGUGGGUGAAGGACUCAGAUGGCAUACCUGUGGUGCUAGUGGGAACGAGUGUGACCUGGUCAUAGUACCGUGGAGUCUCAGCAGGCCAGAAACUCACCCAAAACUGCAGC